GAUUUGUCUCUUGCUCGACUUCUAAAGGCAGGAAACAUCUUGCCUGCAUCUGGCUAAGAGCAGAGAAUGGAUUUCCACGCCAUGGAGGAAGCGGACGGAGUCCGUUUCAGCUUCACGAUCUGGCCGACGAGCAGACUUGAAGCUACCAGAUGCGUCGUGCCCUUGGGUUGUCACUACUCCCCGUUGAAGAAGAUCGCGGAUAGUCCUCCUCCUCUUCCCUACGAACCGAUCUUCUGCAAGGGACCUUGCCGCGCUGUGUUGAACCCGGCAUGCCAGGUGGAUUACAGGAACAGGAUCUGGAUCUGUCCCUUCUGCGCCACCCGCAAUCACUUCCCUCAUCAUUACGCUGACAUCAAUGAGACAAAUCUUCCUGCUGAGCUGAUCCCUCAGUUCACCACGAUCGAGUAUCAGCUUCAGCGCCCGUUCGCCCCACCCCCCGUGUUCCUACUGGUCGUGGACACCAGCGUGAAGGAGAAGGAGCUCAUGGCCCUUAAGGACUCCCUCCUGAUGGCUCUCAACCUGAUCCCCGAGAAUGCUAGGAUCGGGCUCAUCACCUUCGGUGCUACCGUGCAAGUGCACGAGAUCGCGAGCCAGGAGAUGCCCAAGUGUUAUGUUUUCCGAGGGACCAAAGAUGUUAAUACGCAGAUCGUACAAGACUUCCUCGGCCUGGGGCCUCGGGGUAUGAAGGGUGCAAACCCAGACAUGAUCACUCGGUUCAUUCAGCCUUACAGCGAGUGCGAGUUCUCCUUCACUGGGAUCCUUGAGGGGCUGGAGCACGACCCCUGGCCAGUCAAGAUCGAGCACCGUCCUCUUCGCUGCACGGGGGCAGCGCUUGCAGUCGCUGCGGGCCUUCUGGAGUGCAGCAACCCCAACAAUCCCAGCAGAAUCAUGAUGUUCCUGGGUGGCCCUUGCACCGAGGGACCUGGGCAGGUUGUGGGGGUGGAGAAGGAGGAGCCCAUGCGUGGCCACUCGGACAUUGACAAUGACUCGGUGAAGUGGGCAAAGAAAGCGACCCAGUUUUACAAUAGCAUUGCGCAGAGGUGCGUGCAGAACGGGCAUGUGAUUGACAUCUUCGCAUGCGCUCUGGAUCAGUGCGGUGUGCACGAGAUGAAGGCCUGCGUUGAGAAGACCGGAGGAUCGAUUGUACAGACUGACACGUUCAGCAACGUGAUCUUCAAGGAGUCGUUCAAGAGGAUUUUCGCUCGUGACGAGGAGAACAACCUCAAGAUGGCCUUUAAUGCCGAGCUGGACGUGAUCACCUCUAGAGAGUUCAAGGUCGCUGGAGCCAUCGGUUGUUGCGCGAGUCUGAAUAAGAAGACUCCGUUCGUGGCGGAGACCGAGAUAGGGCAGGGAGGGACUAGCGCGUGGAAGAUAUGCGGUCUUCAUCCAGGCACCUCAGUCUCCAUCUUCUUCGAAGUGACGACUCAGCACACUCAGCCGAUCCCCCCGGGCCAGCUGCGCUACACUCAGUUUCAGACCCACUACAUCCACAGCACCGGACAGCACCGGCUGCGCGUGACGACCCUUGCGCAGAGCUGGGCGACGGCGGAGAGCACGACAGAGAACAAGCUCGGGCCACAUGGAUGGAUGGAAGUUGCCUCCUCCUUCGACCAGGAAGCGACUGCUGCUCUCAUGGCUCGCUGGGCGGUGCACAAGGCAGAGACGGAGGAAUCGUUCGACAUCCUGCGAUGGUUGGACCGCAAGCUCAUCCAGCUGUGCCAGAAGUUUGCUGAGUACAGGAAGGACGACGCCUCGUCCUUCCGCCUCGCCCCCAACUUCUCGAUAUACCCUCAGUUCAUGUUCAACCUUCGCAGGUCUCAGUUCCUGCACGUGUUCGGCAGCUCUCCUGACGAGACGGCGUUCUUCCGCAUCUACCUCCUCAAGGAGGGGACGACCAACAUGACCUUGAUGAUUCAGCCCUCUCUCCUUGCCUUCUCCUUCAACCAUCCUCCAGGCCCCGUCCUCCUGGAUGUCAGCAGCAUCGCUCCUGACCGCAUCCUGCUCCUGGACACCUACUUCAACGUCGUCCUGUUCCACGGAGAGACGAUUGCGGAGUGGAAGCGGCAGAAGUUCCAGGAGAAUCCAGAGUAUGUUUCUUUCAAGCAGCUGCUAGAGGCUCCUCAAGAGGAGGCCAAGGAGCUGAUGCGGGACCGUUUCCCGUACCCUCGUUUCGUUGACUGUGACCAGCACGGUUCGCAGGCUCGCUUCCUGCUCUCCAAGGUUAACCCUUCCUCCACUCACAACCAGCAGGUGGGAGGGGUUGGCGAGAUCGUGCAGACAGACGACGUGAGCUUUCAGACGUUCAUGGAGUACUUGCAGAGGUUGACAGUGCAGUCAUGAUCGGGAGGAGGGAGGAGGGACAGUGAGGGGAAGUUCACUUUUGGUGGAACUGUUGGAGUUCAUGGUUGCCUGCUCCAAGGACACGAGGAGCGUGCGAGAUGAUACGACUUUCAAUAAACGAUCAUCAUCUGC
This is a messenger RNA of Guillardia theta CCMP2712, 2472 nucleotides long. RefSeq names its product secretory protein 23A (gene SEC23A). The transcript has a single exon. Gene Ontology annotation, molecular function: GTPase activator activity; zinc ion binding. Gene Ontology annotation, cellular component: endoplasmic reticulum exit site; COPII vesicle coat. The coding region runs from base 67 to 2340 and encodes 757 amino acids. NCBI's taxonomy places the organism in Eukaryota, Cryptophyceae, Pyrenomonadales, Geminigeraceae. Gene Ontology annotation, biological process: intracellular protein transport; COPII-coated vesicle budding; endoplasmic reticulum to Golgi vesicle-mediated transport. The record is from RefSeq and is a predicted model, not a curated record.